This is a messenger RNA of Miscanthus lutarioriparius, 1176 nucleotides long. The record is from the annotation of a GenBank genome assembly. Lineage: Eukaryota; Viridiplantae; Streptophyta; Magnoliopsida; Poales; Poaceae.
AUGCAGGCUGAAAGUGCUCUACUUUCCCAGGGGAAGGAACUUGCUCAAUCUCAUGAAGAAGUACAGAGGUUGGCUAUAGAAAUAAAGGCAGCGAAUGAAAAGUUGAAUGAGCUCAAGCAGACCAAGGAGGUCCUUGAGGACACUGUUUAUGAGCUGAAGAAGGAUGUUGAGCGCCUUACAGAACAAAACCAGUCCUCUGAGGUGCUUAUACAGAAACUUGGUGACGAGAUAAAUACACUCAAGGAUUCAAAGAAUGAACUUCAAAGUGAAAUACAAAGCCUUAAGAGCAUCAUUUCACAGCUAAACACUGAGAAGAAUGCAGCUGUGCUUCAACACCAGCAAUCUGUGGAGCAGGUUUCGGUACUCGAAUCUCAGCUGUCAAAGCUGCAGUCAGAGCUAGAUGAGACUGAGCAGAAAGUACAGUUGCUGACACAAGAUCUUGAAAAGAAGAAAGAAGAAGCGGACAGUGUCCAUUUCAAGCUGCAAGAUGAAUGCCAUAGGCGUAUGCAAAUUGAAGCAACUCUUCUCAUGACAGAGGGUCUGCAUUCCCAGUUGCAAGAAGAAAUGAGAACGCUGACACAAGAUCUUGAUGGAUCAAAAAAGAAGCUUAGUGAGCUGGAAAAUAAUAAGUUAGACCUGGAGAGCACACUGAAAGAACUGAAGAACACCAUUUUAGGUUUGAACUCGGAGAAGGAUGCAGCACUCCUUCAGCAACAGCAGUCUCUAGAGAAAGUAUCUGAUUUGGAGUUAGAACUCUCAAAGAUGCAGUUGGAAAUGGAGAAGUCUGAACAAAAAAUUCUCUUAUUGGAGCAAGAAAUUGCACGGAAGAAUGAAAGUGUCGACAGCCUGGAGAUAAGUUUGAAAGAUGAAUGUGAGAAGAGGCUACAAGCCCAAACAUCGCUUGUGUCAUUGGAGAAAAUGUAUUCCCAGUCACAGGAAGACGUUAGUACGUUGCAGAUAGAGAUUGAGAAGCAGAAUGGCAAGUUAAAUGAGUUGGAGAACUUGUCAUCUGAACUUAACAACACCAUCCUACUUAUAAACACUGAGAAAGAUGCUACCCUCCAUGACCAUGAGAACCAGCAGUCCUCAGCGAGAAUAUCGGAUCUUGAAUCUGAACUCUUGGCCUUGAAAACUGAACUGGAGAAUGUUGAAGGGAAAGUUCAGAUGAUAUUCUAA